ACGGAGAGCGAGCAGCCAGCGGAGCGGCCCCAGCCGGAGGAGGCGGCGGCUGCUUUGCGGCGAGGGAGCCAGCGACGAGAAGGCAGUAGCCUGCAGCAGCAGCGGCAACUGCGGCGUCGACGGCCCGACCCGUACUCGACGGGCGCACGCUCUCACACGCCAGUGCGUCGGCCCGAGCGGUGGCACAGCGAACAGGUUUGGCAAUAUGGCCGCCUAGGCCGCGCUUCGUCGUCGUCGGCUCUCUGGGAAAAAGAAAAACGCUGAUGCGAACCGUUUCGUGAAACUUCUUCGGCGAUGGUGAAGCCUUCGUGCCGUUGUCGCGUCGACGAGUGAUUUCCGCGUGGGUCGUUCACUGGCGGUGUAGUUCAUCGGUGUCUACCCCUGCGGAAGGGGAGUGUGUGUGCGUGUGUGUGGCCGUGAGACAAGCUCGCCCCGUGAGGGGAGUGUCCGGCGACCGCCGCCGCUGUUUGUGGGUGCAACGUGAACAACGACGACCAUGAAUUCGUACGAGAACACCUGCCUGCGCUGCGGCCAGACAGUCUACCAGGUGGACAAGGUGGGACCGCUGAAGGACUUCACCUUCUACCACCAGGGCUGCUUCAAGUGCCUCGUGUGCGGCACCAAGCUGACCCUGAAGACGUACUUCAACAACCAGCAGAGUCAGGAGGACAAGGAGGUGUACUGUCAGAACCACGUGCCCAAGACCGGACCGGGCCACCUGGACGGCAUGUCGGUGGGCAUCAAGGCGGCGCUGAGUGUGCCCAAGACCAACAACCUGGUCAACGACCAGAUACGAGGCUCCGGCAAGGGCACGUUCGACGCGGACGCGUUGGGCAUCAAGUCGGCCCUCACCAAGAACCACCAGCAACACCACGAGCAGGAGUACAAGCACGCCGUGAACAGGGCCGGCCGCUUCGACGCCAGCGCGCUGCACAUUACGCACGCGCUGAACGCCACCAAGGUGCACCGGGGAAAGGUCGCUUACGAGCGCAACAUGGACGAGUAUCUGGAUCCAGAAACGCAACGGACGUUAGAGAUGCGGCAUCGACUCGAGGAGGACGACCUCUAUCGGCAGUUUGCCAAAAAACGACAAGAAGAAGAGCACCACAUCACGCACCAAAUUCAGGAAGAGUGGGAGAAGGAACUGGAGCGACUCACGUACCGCUACCAGCAGGAGAUGCGUCGCAAGAAGCAGCGGCUCAUCAGCACCGAGGAAGAGCGGAUGCUCACCGUUCGCCACCAGAAGGAGAAAGAGGACCUCGAGAAGAACAUGACCAUCAAGCUGGACCGCAAGAAGGAGUCGCUCACGCGCAAGCUGCUCGAGCAGGAGCGAGCCGCCACCGCCGACCUCGUGGAGAAGCACAGCGAGGAGAUGCUCAACCUCAUCAACGAGAAGAGGGACGAGCUCAUACGGCGAGAAGGCGAGGAGUUCACGAACGACGACAUUAGCGCGUACCCGAGCCAUCCGCCCCCGCCGACGCCGGCGUCCAUCUCCAAGACGGACAUCUACACCGACCCCGAGGUGUUCUCGGAACUCGACCAGAUCGCGAUAAACGUGGCGCAAGCAGACCAGCAGACAUUCACGGACCUGGUACGACAGUUAAUAUGCAGCUGUGUGUCUGACGUUGAGAAGGCGAGGACAAUAUUCCGGUGGAUCACAGUCAAGAACCUGAACACGAUGCACUUCGACGAGAACGUGAUCGCGGACACGCCCAUGGGCAUUCUCAGAGGCAUCAAGCACGGAACCGAGAGCUAUCACGUGCUCUUCAAGAGGCUCUGCAGCUAUGCCGGCCUGCACUGCGUCGUCAUCAAGGGCUACUCCAAGAGCGCCGGCUAUCAGCCCGGCGUGCGGUUCGAGGACAACCGGUUCCGAAACUCCUGGAAUGCCGUGUACGUCGCCGGCGCCUGGCGAUUCGUGCAGUGCAACUGGGGCGCUCGCCACCUGGUCAACGCCAAGGAGGUGCCAAAGCCCGGUAGCAAGGGCAAGUCCGACUCGCUCCGCUACGAGUACGACGACCACUACUUCCUCACGGACGCCCGCGAGUUCAUCUACGAGUUCUUCCCGCUCCAGCCCGAGUGGCAACUGCUCAAGAGGCCCAUCUCGCUACGCGAGUUCGAGGAACUUCCGUUCGUGCGGUCGCUCUUCUUCCGGUACGGCCUGUACUUCCCGGACACCGACACCAAGGCCACUCUGUACACGGACAGCACGGGCGCCGCCACGGUCCGCAUCGGAAUGCCCGAGGACAUGUCGCACAGCCUCAUCUUCCACUACAACCUCAAGUUCUACGACAGCGACCGCGACUCGUUCGAUGGCGUCAGCCUGAAGCGGUUCGUCAUGCAGAGCAUGGUCGGCAACGUGGUUGCUUUUCGGGUGCACGCGCCCUGCUCGGGCGCCCUCCUGCUGGACGUGUUCGCCAACGCGGUCACGCCGCGCGAGUACCUCACGGGCGAGCCAAUGAAGUUCAAGAGCGUGUGCAAGUUCAAGAUCGUCUGCGAGGACCUGCAGACGGUCAUGGUACCGCUGCCGGACUGUGCGUCCGGAGAGUGGGGUCCCAUGAAGGCGACGCGUCUCUUCGGUCUCGUCCCGGAGUCUCACGAGGACGCCCUCAUCUUCUCGUCCCGGGAACUAGAAGUGCGGUUCCGCAUGACGCGACCCCUGACUGACUUCAUGGCGACGCUGCACAAGAACGGCGUCGAAGAGAAGAAACUGUCCAAGUUCGUCUCGCACACCGUCCACGACGACCUGGUCACCUUCUUCUUGGCCUUUCCGGACGACGGCCAGUACGGCAUGGACAUCUACACGAGGGAGAUGAACGGCGAGAUAGAGACCGGAGAGAAGCACUUGCUGACCCACUGCUGCAAGUACCUCAUCAACGUCUCCAAGUUAUCUUCGAAAUGAAGAACCUCUGCCCUGAGCCACCUGUACGGAGGCCGCCAUAGCCAACCUCAAGAUCAGUUCCGGCGCGCAGCUAUGCACGAAAGCUUUCAGAAAGCUUCCAUCGCUGUCGGUCACGUGAUCAGCUGUGAAAACGACCGCCUUUACCCCACCAGCUUUUGUGCGCCGAACGACGCUUCAAGGCGGCCGCUGCUAUCAGCGUCAGAAUGACUGGCGUUGACUGUCGAUGACUGUUUCUGAGCGCCCUAACCAUAUGCACGUCUGCGGUCUUUGUUUAUCACGUGAACGCGGCCGCGAGACGUGUGCCUUACGUCAGCAUGAUCUGCUAGCUUUUUUUUUUUUUUUUGCGCGUGCGCACGUGGUGUUCGAUGCUUCGGACUAAUCGCGUUUCUAACGUGAGAAACCAUUUCACAGUGCAUUCCAUUGGAGAGUGCGAAUGCUCCGUCGCCAUGUCCAUAACGUGAUUUACUUGUGUUUCCCUAAUGUGACGCGUUUGUUGUGAGCUUUCUUACAGAACUUUUUCAUCGUCUUACACUUCAGCGUGGAUGUGCUGUUAUUAUAGGCGACCACUUUUGCCAGUCGUGUUCCGCUGCUACUUAUUUAAAAUUUAACGCAGAGUGCCUUUUUGUAAAAAAAUCAUAUUAUACUACAGUUAGUUUACAUCAAGAUGCCUUUAUCCUGUUUACAUACAUUCUUCCGUCGUUUAGGCCGUUGCAAUUCUUACAUAAUUUCUUUUAGGACUUGUGCCUUAUGAUGUGAAAAAAAGAAUACGUCGAUUCUGCGUAGACCAAAACGUCCAACGUCCUGUCCACGAUGUGCCUUCACGACACUGGGUCCAUUUCAGUGACGCACCUCUGUCGUACUCCGCAGUUCUUGUUUCAUAUUUAUACGUUGUACUAACUCUGAUAUCUACAUUGUAAGUUAAUAAAGUUUAAUAUAUUUUUACAGCCA
This is a messenger RNA of Rhipicephalus sanguineus (brown dog tick), 3847 nucleotides long. It is a transcript of the gene Hil, whose product is annotated as hillarin. The transcript is spliced from 7 exons. The record is from RefSeq and is a predicted model, not a curated record. The coding region runs from base 497 to 2899 and encodes 800 amino acids. Lineage: Eukaryota; Metazoa; Arthropoda; Arachnida; Ixodida; Ixodidae.